Serpula lacrymans var. lacrymans S7.9 is the source of this 1821-nucleotide messenger RNA. RefSeq lists its product as uncharacterized. Lineage: Eukaryota; Fungi; Basidiomycota; Agaricomycetes; Boletales; Serpulaceae. The record is from RefSeq and is a predicted model, not a curated record. Gene Ontology annotation, biological process: protein quality control for misfolded or incompletely synthesized proteins. The transcript has 11 exons. Gene Ontology annotation, molecular function: ATP hydrolysis activity; ATP binding. Bases 168 to 1664 code for a protein of 498 amino acids. Gene Ontology annotation, cellular component: cytoplasm; mitochondrion.
GAGUGCCUGUGUUUCUCUAUCCAAGCUGCUCGGCCGAGCUCGACGUUGCGGACGACCCCCACGCUCUUUUACCUAGAGCUUUCUGGUUCAUAGAUAUCCAGCUAUUUGACAUCACGAUAUAACACGUCUUUCUUGGAUUUACCUUUUCACAUUUCUAUCUUAUUACCAUGAGGUCUAUAGCCCGGCCGCAAAUCCUCACUCAGCGGCGUCGUCUUCUGCUAUCUGUUCCGCCUCGGAAGCGCUUCAUAAGCACUUCGACCCCCAGAUUAUCAGCAAAGACACAGGGAAAGGCCUUCAAUUCAUCUCUUGCAGUAGAUGCGAGUAACCUCGCAGAAUCAUCCAUUCUGAAUAGGUCGGAAGCGACGAAUGUACUUACGGCUGCACAGAAGGGUGCUCUAUCUCCAAUGCAACAGUAUGAAAAGCUCGUCCAGACUGAAACACUCCGGGUCGAUGAUCAUCAGACGCGGAUAAUAGGGAAACUACAGCGGCUUCACGAUCAAAUCAUGACUUAUGCCCCACCUUUGAUACCAGAUACCGCUUCUCAAGGAUCUAUAAUAUCACGUCUAUUCUCCCGCGGAUCCACUCCCACCCCAAUACCCCCAGAACAGGUCCCAAAAGGCCUCUAUCUUUAUGGAGAUGUCGGAACAGGGAAGACAAUGUUGAUGGACCUAUUCUAUCAAACACUUCCGGUAUCUUUAAAGAGGAAGCGUCGUGUGCACUUUCAUGCGUUCAUGAUUGAUGUCCACAAACGUGUACAUGCUGCGAAGGCCGCCAUGGGUUAUAGAGGAGGUGACCCAAUAUUGCCUGUUGCUCGAGAUUUAGCCAAUGAAGCAUAUGUACUCUGCUUUGAUGAGUUCCAGGUCACGGAUAUUGCUGAUGCGAUGAUUCUACGGCGGCUGUUGGAGAGCUUAAUGGACCAUGGAGUCGUCUGUGUCAUAACGUCGAAUCGACACCCUAAUGAUCUCUACAAGAACGGAAUCCAGCGCUCCAGUUUCAUACCAGCAAUAGAGCUGCUCAAUAGUCGGUUUGAGGUCACAGACCUUGAUUCUGGAACAGACUAUAGGCGGAUACCCCGCGCUCUCUCUCAUGUUUACUACCACCCUCUCACUCAGGAGAACCGCUUUGAAGUCGACAAGAUCUUCUCUUCCAUCACAUCAAAUGAUCCAUCUGACCCAGUGAUCACUAAUCGACAGUUGUCGACCUGGGGUAGGACUUUGCUCGUUCCAGAAAGUACGAGCAAGAUCGCAAAGUUUGAUUUUGAAGAUCUUUGUGGGAGAGCGUUGAGUGCAGCUGACUACUUAGAGGUUACGAAGCAAUUUGGAACAGUAUUUGUUCUAGACGUGCCCAAGAUGGGGAUGGACAGGAAGGACAUGGCACGAAGAUUCAUCACAUUCAUAGACGCAUGUUAUGAGAGCAAGACCAAGCUCUUCGUUACAUCGGAAGUACCAGUAUACCAGGUCUUUUCGGAUGACUCUUCCAAUAACUCCAAGCCGAUAUCAGACCAUAUGCGCAGUGUCAUGGAUGACCUCGGCCUUUCGGGUGACGACGUUGGUACUAGCUCUAUGUUUACUGGCGAAGAGGAAGUAUUUGCAUUUGCGAGGGCGUGUUCGAGACUUGUCCAGAUGGGUAGCAAGGAAUGGGCAGAGACUGCUGGGCAAUCAUAGUCUUAAGCGUCAAUAUCAUAUAUUGUAUCGUUAGUUCAGCGUAACCCACCCUUACCAUUCUACUAGAUUGGAAGUAGAGGAGCCUGAAGUAUAUCUAUAUGAUAUCGCUGUUGCUUAGUUCUAGAGGCUUAUCACGGUAAUCUAAUUUGCCAUAUCU